AUGGAUGCGGAGGGGGGGGUCGCCCCCUCCCGACCCCCGGGACACCCCCCGGGACGCCGAGCUGCCGGACGGGACCUCCACAGACGGGACGGGGCAGGCACGGGGGGGCCGUUGUCCCCGUCCCCGCGCCCCGGCUGCCGCCCGUCCCCAGCUCCGCUCUCCCCGCAGCCCCCCCGAGCCCGCCGCCCCCCGCCCGGGAGGACCCCCCCGCCCGGCCGCCUCCGCCGCCUCCGCCGCCGAGACGGGCCCCCCCGCGCCGUCGCCCAACCCAAGCGCCGGGACGUCCGUCGGGGGGGGGGGGGGGAGGGGGCGGGGGCGGGGGGGCCGGUCCCCCUGCGAGAGCUGUUGGGUUUGCGGGGCGGGGGCGGGGGCGGGGGGGGGUCCGGCCCGCGCCCCACCAUCUGCGGCGAGUGCGGGAAGGGCUUCAGCCGCAGCUCGGACCUGGCGCGGCACCAGAUCACGCACACCGGGGAGAAGCCCUUCACCUGCGGCGCCUGCGGGAAGGGCUUCAGCCAGAACUCCAACCUGGCCACCCACCGCCGCAUCCACACCGGGGAGAAGCCCUACGGCUGCGGCGCCUGCGGGAAGCGCUUCGGGGAGAGCUCGGCGCUGGUGCAGCACCAGCGCACCCACACCGGGGAGCGGCCCUACCGCUGCGGGGAGUGCGGGAAGAGCUUCAGCGUCAGCUCCAACCUCCUGCGCCACCGCCGCACCCACGGCCGGGAGCGGCCCCACGUCUGCCGGGAGUGCGGCGACGGCUUCCGCCACCCGGCCCAGCUCCGGCGGCACCAGAAGCUCCACGUGGUGUGAGCCGGGGGGUGGGGUGGGGACGCCACGACGGGAAGACCGGGAUGGGGACACCGGGAUGGGGUUGGGGACAAUGGCAUGGGGACACCAGGAUGGGGACACCACGAUGGGAAAACCAGGAUGGGGACACUGGGAUGGGGACGCUAGCAUGGGGAUAGGGACAAUGGGAUGGGGGCACCAGGAUGGGGUUGGGGACACCAGGAUGGGGACACCAGGAUGGGGACACCAGGAUGGGGACACUGGGAUGG
Messenger RNA from Chroicocephalus ridibundus (black-headed gull), 1055 nucleotides. Its product is annotated as zinc finger protein 853-like. Bases 1 to 810 code for a protein of 269 amino acids. Gene Ontology annotation, molecular function: RNA polymerase II cis-regulatory region sequence-specific DNA binding; DNA-binding transcription factor activity, RNA polymerase II-specific. NCBI's taxonomy places the organism in Eukaryota, Metazoa, Chordata, Aves, Charadriiformes, Laridae. The record is from RefSeq and is a predicted model, not a curated record. Gene Ontology annotation, biological process: regulation of transcription by RNA polymerase II. Gene Ontology annotation, cellular component: nucleus. The transcript is spliced from 2 exons.